Sabethes cyaneus is the source of this 1308-nucleotide messenger RNA. RefSeq names its product carbonic anhydrase 7 (gene CAH9). Gene Ontology annotation, cellular component: cytoplasm. Bases 1 to 1308 code for a protein of 435 amino acids. Gene Ontology annotation, molecular function: zinc ion binding; carbonate dehydratase activity. The transcript has 7 exons. The record is from RefSeq and is a predicted model, not a curated record. NCBI's taxonomy places the organism in Eukaryota, Metazoa, Arthropoda, Insecta, Diptera, Culicidae.
AUGGACCAGGUGGAAGGGGCUCUUUCCGAAGGCCAGGAAGCUGCGGAUUGCUCGUUGUUACUUCGGGGAACUGCUAUCUACACCGGAUGUUGCACAGUGGCGGUGAGCUCCUAUCGUCGACUUCGGGGAGAGGAGCCGGAAAUUCUACACCUAACACAGAAAGAGCUGAAGAACAGUCUGAUGCGGAUGGUUCAGUGGGAAGCAUAUCCCGAAGAAAUGAUCACGUUGUCAACGGGACGAACCGACCUGGCAAAGUCUAGCAGUCUUUUCAAGAAGUCGCCUGCUGUGGAUGAGUUCGGAGUGCUACGGAUUGAUGGCAGAAUUGGAGCUGCCCCGCAUACUCAAUUCGACACAAGGUAUCCAGUGAUCCUCCCGAGAAAACAUCUGGUUACCGAGCUGAUCGUGGACGACUACGUAAACGGUGUACCAUCAGUGCGAAGCUCCGGUCACCAUCGAUUCGGUUACACCAGACCGGAACAGCGACGGUGGGCCCGGGCGCACCAAAGCUGCGCAGGAAAGCAUCAAUCACCGAUUGCCAUUUCAACCAGUAAGGCCAUUUCACUAUACAUGCCUGCGAUCGAGAUAGUCGGAUACAACAAUCUUCUCCCGGGACCGAUCACAGUGCAUAACAACGGACACUCGGUUUCGCUUGGCAUUCCCAAAACCGAUAAGGGCCAGCACCCUUACGUGUUCGGAGGCAAAAUGCUGAACCACUACGAACUGGAGGGUUUGCAUUUUCACUGGGGUGAUAAGAACAACCGUGGUUCGGAGCACGUUCUGAACGAUGUCAGAUAUCCCCUUGAAAUGCACAUUAUUCAUCGCAAUAAAAAGUACAAAACAGUCGGCGAAGCACUCGGUUACUCGGACGGCCUGACGGUGCUGGGAUUUUUCUAUCAGGUUACCGAACACGAGAGCCCGGAGAUUGCGCACCUGCUGAGGGCCUUCCCACUGAUUGAAGAAUUUGACAAUCAGGUUGAGCUGAAUUUUACCUUCACGCUGAAUUCGAUCCUCGGCAACGUGGAUCUGACACGGUUCUACACCUACAAGGGUUCGCUGACGACGCCACCCUGCUCGGAAGCCGUCACCUGGGUACUGUUUCCGGACCUGCUCAGUAUUUCGAUCAUGCAAAUUCGGCGCUUCCGACUGCUCGACACCAGCCUGCAGGGAGUUCCGAUGGUGGAUAACUAUCGGGCGCUGCAGCCGAUCGGUAAUCGAUACGUUUUCGUUCGGAAAUUGAACGCACGCAACACGGCAUUGGAUAUGCUUCGGAAUGAAAUCGACUAUACGCGGUGGGAUUGGGUCCACUGA